This is a messenger RNA of Ziziphus jujuba (common jujube), 2187 nucleotides long. RefSeq names its product probable glycosyltransferase At5g03795. NCBI's taxonomy places the organism in Eukaryota, Viridiplantae, Streptophyta, Magnoliopsida, Rosales, Rhamnaceae. The transcript has 3 exons. Bases 390 to 2063 code for a protein of 557 amino acids. The record is from RefSeq and is a predicted model, not a curated record. Gene Ontology annotation, molecular function: glycosyltransferase activity.
GUAAAAAACUGGCCCGAGUUCGAUGAUUUGAAAAACAAAGUAAAAAAAAUAACUUUUACACUUUACAGAGAAGAGUAAAGGACAGAAGAAAGAGGUAAUAGCACGCUAGCAAGCUGAUGAAAAAGUCACAAUCAUGAAUUUUGGAAUAAAUUCAUGUGGCGAAUAAAGAAAGUUCCAACUAACAUCACACAUAUGGAUCAACUAGCAAGCUAAUGCGUUCAGUUUUUUCCUUCUUUUUUUUUUUUUUUUGCGUGGAUGGGAUUAUAUAUUUUAUAUAUCAUCAGAGUGCGGUGGGACGUUAAGUGGGAGAGAAAUUAAGAUAUAUGAUGAAUAUAUAUGUCGUACUAUUAGACAGUGAGAGAGAUUAAGAGCUGAGAUCUCCUCCAAACAUGUCGCUUUUUACUUCAUCUUCUUUUUUAUUGGUUUUCCAUGUUAUUCCUUUACUUGCUGUUCUCCUCCUUUUCUUCACACAUCCCAAUGUUCUAAGAUCUUCUACUUCUUCUUCUUCUUCUUGGACUGUUACAUGGAACUUUCCUUCUUCUUCUUCUUCAAUAAGUAGAGCUUUUUAUUCUUGGGUAGAGGUACAACCUGCUAAUGGCUUAUCUAAUGAGACUAUUGAUAUUGUAGCUUCUCAUCAUGAAGUGGCUACUGCUCAUCAACAACCUCCUCCCCCCUUUUCAUCAGCUCUAACUCCAGCUCCAACUCCAACUCCUGCUCCAUCUCCAACUGUCACAAAAUUAGAUGGUGAAGAGGAGAGUACGGAAGACAGGAAUAUUUCAUCAAGUAGCACAACUGGAAGAGCAAGUGUUGCUAAUAAAACAGUACUCACCAGAUUGCAAAAAAUCGAAAGGAGUUUGCUUAAGGCCCGGUCUUCCAUAAGAGAAGCAGCAGCAGCAGCUGGUGAUAAUUAUCAACAACUAAUAAUUAGAAACUCAUCAUCAAUAUCAUCAUCGAAAGGCACAACUUUAUUAAUCGAUGCAGACGAUGACCCAGAUUACAUUCCUCGCGGACCCAUUUACAGGAACUCAAAGGCUUUCCAUAGGAGUUACUUGGAGAUGGAGAAGCUGUUGAAGAUAUAUGUGUAUGAAGAAGGAGAGCUUCCAAUUUUCCAUAACGGUCCAUGCAAAAGCAUUUACUCUUCAGAGGGAACUUUUAUUCAUGAAAUGGAGAUGAAUCAAGUGUUCCGUACAACUGACCCUAAUGAGGCUCUCCUUUAUUUCCUCCCUUUCAGUGUCAGCAUGAUGGUUUCCUAUCUCUAUGACGCUGCUGAUCGUCAAAAUUUAAAUGGGAUUAAGGUUUCUGUCACUGACUACAUCAAUUUGAUUGCCAACAAAUACCCUUUUUGGAAUCGAAGUCUUGGUGCUGACCAUUUCAUGCUCUCAUGCCACGAUUGGGGACCAAGGACCUCAUCAUUCGUUCCUAAUUUAUACCACAAGUCCAUUAGGGUUCUAUGCAAUGCAAACACAUCCGAAGGAUUCAAUCCAUCAAAAGACGCAUCCCUACCAGAAAUCAACAUCCUGACCGGAGAAACUCCCUCCAUCGGAGGUUCGUCUCCUUCUACUCGAACCGUUCUUGGAUUCUUCGCCGGACAUCUUCAUGGCUAUAUAAGGUACUUGCUUUUGCAGCAAUGGAAGAACAAAGACAGAGAUCUGCAAGUCUACGAGGAACUUCCGAGAGGACUUUCCUACCAAACCAUGAUGAAGAAGAGCAAGUUCUGCUUAUGUCCAAGUGGGUAUGAAGUAGCGAGCCCUAGAAUUGUGGAAGCCAUUUAUGCUGAGUGUGUUCCUGUGUUGAUUUCUGAUGGAUAUGUGCCACCUUUCAGUGAUGUUUUGAAAUGGAAGUCGUUUUCAGUGAUGGUGAAAGUGAAGGACAUCCCAAAUAUCAAGAACAUUUUGAUGGGAAUUUCUCAAAGGCAGUACUUGAGAUUGCAUAGGAGACUGAAGCAAGUUCAAAGGCAUUUUGUGGUCAAUAGUCCUCCUAAGAGAUAUGAUGUUUUUCAUAUGAUUUUGCACUCUGUUUGGCUUAGGAGAUUAAACAUUCGCAUUGAUGAUUUAGAUCCCUAAUUAAUCAACAAUUAAAUCGAAAACAAAGAAAUACUUUUUUUCUUAAAAAAAAAAAUUUUUGUUUUUUUGGAGAUUGACUCUACCUAUGGUGCAAUAAAGCUUGUUUUGCAUGAAUUGUUGGUCA